Messenger RNA from Sphaeramia orbicularis (orbiculate cardinalfish), 7591 nucleotides. RefSeq names its product myosin VIIAb (gene myo7ab). Gene Ontology annotation, molecular function: cytoskeletal motor activity; protein binding; ATP binding. Lineage: Eukaryota; Metazoa; Chordata; Actinopteri; Kurtiformes; Apogonidae. Gene Ontology annotation, cellular component: myosin complex; cytoskeleton. The transcript has 51 exons. Bases 508 to 7104 code for a protein of 2198 amino acids. The record is from RefSeq and is a predicted model, not a curated record.
CCUCCCAGUUAAUCAGGAUCAGCAGCCAUGAAUGAGGCACAGCAAGAGAGUCUGGAGAGCUCCUUCACCGGCCCAGACAUCAAACUGUAACUGGACUGUAAAUGCAGGAGGGUACCCGCAAGAAAGCAGCUGAGGGUUCUGGAAAAGACAAGUAGAGGCCAAAGCAGGAGCCCAAAGCAGGACCGGGACGUGAGAGAAGUCACCUUGAACCUCCUCUGGUCUUGGUCCUGUUCCUUCUAGUCAGUCCUGUCAUCUCUGGGCCACCUGUUACCUGUUGAGGAUCACAGCGGUGGAAAAUAUCACAAGUCCAUCAAAAACAAGAGGGGAUCUUCAGAAGUGUGCGAUGAGAUACUCAGCCCCAGAGCUCAUGGAUGACCCACAGACAACGCUCUUUAACAUGCUUGGUCAACGAUGAAUGUUUCAAGCCUCGCUGCGCCUGCACCUCUGAAUCCCUGCCAUAGCCCUCACAUGGUGACUGAUGUCCUGGAGUCGACCUGAGGCUGAACCAUGGUCAUCUUGCAGCAGGGGGACUAUGUGUGGCUAGAUCUGAAAACAGGCCGAGAGUUUGACGUGCCUGUGGGAGCCGUGGUCAAACUGUGCGACUCUGGACAGAUCCUGGUUCUGGACGAUGAAGGUCGGGAACACUGGAUCUCCCCUCAGAAUGCCACCAACAUCAAGCCCAUGCACCCGACCUCCAUCCAUGGGGUGGAGGACAUGAUCCGCCUCGGAGACCUCAAUGAAGCCGGCAUCCUCCGUAACCUGCUCAUCCGCUACAAGGAGCACGUCAUCUAUACAGUUUGUGGUGGAUGGACGUAUACGGGUUCGAUCUUGGUUGCAGUUAAUCCAUACCAACUGCUCCCCAUCUACACUCCAGACCAGAUCCGACUGUAUACCAACAAAAAGAUCGGGGAGAUGCCGCCGCACAUAUUCGCUAUAGCAGACAACUGCUACUUCAACAUGCAGCGAAACAACAAGGAUCAGUGUUGCAUCAUCAGUGGUGAGUCUGGAGCUGGGAAAACAGAAAGCACAAAGCUGAUCCUGCAGUUCCUCGCUGCCAUCAGUGGACAACACUCGUGGAUAGAGCAGCAGGUCCUGGAGGCCACGCCCAUCCUCGAAGCCUUUGGCAAUGCCAAGACCAUCCGUAACGACAACUCCAGUCGCUUUGGGAAGUACAUCGACAUCCACUUCAACAAGAGAGGGGCUAUAGAAGGAGCCAAAAUCGAGCAGUACCUUUUGGAGAAGUCUCGAGUAUGUCGACAGGCUCCAGAUGAGAGGAACUACCAUGUGUUUUACUGCAUGCUGAAGGGGAUGGUUCCAGAGCAGAAGGCCAAACUGGGUCUGGGCCUGGCUACAGACUACUGCUACCUCACCAUGGGUAACUGUACAGAGUGUGACGGUCGUGAUGACCUGCGUGAUUACUCCAGCAUCCUGGCCGCCAUGAAGGUGCUCAUGUUCACUGAGACUGAGAGCUGGGAGAUUUCCAAACUGCUGGCGGCCAUCCUGCACAUGGGAAACCUGCGAUUUGAAGCUCGUACCUAUGACAACCUGGACGCCUGUGUGGUGGUCAGAUCUCCAGACCUGGUAACUGCUGCAUCACUCAUGGAGGUGGAGCCUAAAGACGUGAUGGUGUGUUUGACCACCCGCACCCUGAUCACUCGUGGUGAAAGUGUCUCCACGCCUCUUAGUGUGGCUCAGGGCCGCGAUGUCAGGGAUGCCUUUGUCAAGGGAAUCUAUGGCAGGUUGUUUGUGUGGAUUGUGGAUAAAAUCAACGCUGCCAUAUUCAGACCUCCCUCCAGUGAGAGUAACAUCGUCCGCAGAUCCAUCGGCUUGUUGGACAUCUUUGGCUUUGAGAACUUUAUCAUCAACAGCUUUGAACAGCUCUGCAUCAACUUUGCCAAUGAGAACCUGCAGCAGUUCUUUGUCCGCCACGUCUUCAAGUUGGAGCAGGAGGAAUACAACCUGGAGGACAUCAACUGGCAGCACAUCGAGUUCACAGACAACCAGGACGCACUGGACAUGAUCGCAAACAAGCCAAUGAACAUCAUCUCACUCAUCGAUGAGGAGAGCAAGUUCCCCAAGGGUACUGAUGCUACCAUGCUGUAUAAGCUGAACUCACAGCACAAGCUCAACUCCUACUACAUCCCUCCAAAGAACAGUUAUGAGACCCAGUUUGGAAUCCAACACUUUGCUGGUGUGGUGCAUUAUGAGACUAGAGGGUUCCUGGAGAAGAACCGGGACAGCCUCCACAAUGACAUCAUCCAGCUCGUCCACUCAUCCAAGAACAAGUUCAUCAAGCAGAUCUUCCAGGCUGAUGUAGCUAUGUUUCUGUGUGGCUAUCAGCAGCCCAGCACCCCUGCUCCCAAGGGUGUUGAGACCAGGAAACGCUCCCCCACUCUGAGCAGUCAGUUCAAACGUUCCCUGGAGAUGCUGAUGAGGACUCUGAGUGUGUGCCAGCCAUUCUUUAUUCGCUGUAUAAAACCCAAUGAGCUCAAGAAGCCCAUGUUAUUUGACAGAGAGCUGUGUAUUCGUCAGCUGCGUUACUCCGGCAUGAUGGAGACCAUCCGGAUUCGACGGGCAGGUUAUCCCAUCAGAUACACUUUUGCUGAGUUUGUGGAACGCUACAGAGUCCUGAUGCCUGGAGUCAAGCCCGCACACUUACAGGAGGACCUACGAGGGACGUGUCAGCAGAUCGUUCAGGCCAGACUGGGGAAACACAACGACUGGCAGAUCGGAAAGACCAAGAUUUUCCUAAAGGACCAUCAUGACAUGCAGCUGGAGAUUGAGAGGGACAAAGCCAUCACAGACAAGGUCAUCCUCAUCCAGAAGUCUGUGCGUGGGCUCAGAGAGAGGAAUAACUUCCUCAGAAUCAGGAAAGCAGUGACUGUUAUUCAGAAGUUCUGGAGGGGAUAUCAGUGCAAGAAGAAUUAUCAAAUUAUUAAGUCUGGCUUCGUGCGCCUCCAGGCUGUUUACAGGUCCAGGAAGUAUUACAAAAGCUAUCGCAUGACACGCCGUCGUAUUACUCUCAUCCAAGCCCGUUGCCGUGGUUUCCUGAUCCGGCAGACUUUCUGGCGGCGCCUCCGUGCUGUGGUGACCAUCCAGGCCUACACCAGAGGCAUGAUCGCCCGGCGUCUCUGCCAGAGGCUCAGGGCAGAGCUGCAGCGUCGCCUGGAAGCCGAGCGCCAGCGCCUGGCUGAGGAGGAGCAACUGAGGAACCAGAUGACGGCUCGGCGGGCCAAGGCCGAGGCCGAAAGGAAACACCAGGAGCGUCUGGUCCAGCUGGCCCAGCAGCAGGAGGAGAGGGAGCGCGAGGAGAAGGAGGAGGCCAGGAGGAAGAAGGAGCUGCUGGAGCAGAUGGAGAGGGAGAAGGAGCAGCCCGUCGACCACUCGGACAUGGUGGACCGCAUGUUUGGUUUCCUGGGCAACACAGGGCCGUUGACCAAUCAGGAUGGAGAAGCACCGGCUGGAUUUGAAGACUUGGUCAACACUCCUCGUGGUGAGGAAGCAGAAGACGUGCUGAAUGAGGCUCCUCCGUUACCAGAGGAGGAAGAGGAGGAUUUGUCUGAGUAUAAGUUCUCCAAGUUCGCAGCCACGUACUUCCAGGGUGUGUCCACCCACACCUACAUCAGACGACCACUCAAACAACCGCUGCUCUUCCAUGAGGAUGAAGGAGACCAGCUGGCAGCUUUAGCGGUGUGGAUCACAGUCCUGAGGUUUAUGGGAGAUCUCCCUGAGCCCAAGUGUCAGAUGGUCAUUAAUGAUGGCAGUGAAAAGAUCCCUGUGAUGACCAAGAUCUAUGAGACCCUUGGCAAGAGGACAUACAAGAGAGAGCUGCAGGAGCUCCAGGUGGAAGGAGAGAACAGCUCCAUCGACAGCCAGAAGAGGAACAGUGUCAGACAUAAGCUGGUGUCACUCACCCUGAAGAGGAAAUCCAAGAUCACUGAAGAGGUGACCAGGCGGUUGACGGAGGGUGACUACAGCGUACAGGGGAACAGCAUGCUUGAGGAGCGACCCACAUCCAACCUGGAGAAACUUCACUUCAUCAUUGGCAACGGCAUCCUAAGGCCCGCCCUCAGGGAUGAGAUCUACUGUCAGAUCUGCAAACAGCUGACUCAGAAUCCAUCCAAAAGCAGCCACGCCCGAGGGUGGAUCCUGCUGUCACUCUGCGUGGGCUGUUUCGCCCCAUCAGAGAAAUUUGUCAAAUAUUUGCGGACAUUUCUGGUCAACGGUCCUCCUGGUUAUGCUCCAUAUUGUGAGGAAAGAUUAAGGAGGACAUUUGUGAACCGCACACGGACCCAGCCUCCAUCUUGGUUAGAACUGCAGGCCACCAAAUCAAAGAAACCCAUCAUGCUGCCUGUCACAUUUAUGGAUGGAACCACUAAGACUCUGCUGGCCGACUCAGCCACCACCGCCAGUGAGCUGUGCAAUGCUCUGGCUGACAAGAUCGACCUCAGAGAUCGCUUUGGUUUCUCUCUGUACAUCGCCCUGUUUGACAAGGUGUCGUCUCUCGGCAGUGGAAGUGAUCAUGUGAUGGACGCCGUGUCUCAGUGUGAACAGUACGCCAAGGAGCAGGGCGCUCAGGAGAGAAACGCCCCCUGGAGGCUGUUCUUCAGGAAGGAGAUCUUCACCCCCUGGCAUGACCCGGCUGACGACUAUGUCGCCACAAACCUCAUCUACCAGCAGAUCGUUCGAGGGGUGAAGUUUGGAGAGUAUCGAUGUGAGAGGGAGGAGGACCUGGCAGAGCUGGCGUCUCAGCAGUACUAUGUGGACUACGGCGCUGACAUCCUUCAGGAACGCCUGUUGAGCCUCAUCCCCUCCUACAUCCCCGACAGAGAAAUCACAUCGAGUAAGACUGCAGACAAAUGGGCCCAGCUUAUCAUCACAACCCACAAGAAGGGUUUACACACCAAGAGGAGGCUGAACACACAGAGGGUGAAGGAGGACGUGGUGGACUUUGCUCGUUUAAAAUGGCCUUUACUGUUCUCCCGCUUCUAUGAGGCCUUCAAGUUCUCAGGGCCGAGUCUGCCGAAGAACGAUGUGAUCGUGGCGGUGAACUGGACUGGGGUUUACUUUGUGGAUGAACAGGAGCAGGUCCUUCUGGAGCUCUCAUUCCCUGAGAUCACUGCAGUGUCCAGCAGCAGAGGAGGUAAACUGCAGGGUCAGAGUUUCACCCUGGCCACCAUCAAAGGAGACGAGUACACCUUUACGUCCAACAAUGCAGAGGACAUCCGGGACCUGGUGGUCACCUUCCUGGAGGGGCUGAGGAGAAGGUCCAAGUACGUGGUGGGACUGUUGGACUGUCUGAACCCUGCGGGCAUCGACUCCUCCUUCCUGAGUUUCUGUAAAGGGGAUCUCAUCAUCCUGGAUGAACAAGAUGGAGAACAGGUGAUGAACUCAGGCUGGGCUCACGGCAUCAACGACCGGACUAAACACAGAGGAAACUUCCCUUCGGACUGUGUCUAUGUGCUGCCCACCAUCUCCAGACCACCGUAUGACAUAGUGGCCCUGGUCACCAUGACGCCUGACCAGAGGAGAGAAUCUGUCAGUUUGUCUCAGAUGAAUCCUUCAGACGAGGACAGAGCCAAGGCCUACACACUGGAGGAGUUCUCCUACGACUACUUCAGACCUCCUCCUAAGUCCACUCUGAGCAGGGUGAUGAUCACAAAGUCCCGAGGGAAGGAGCGCCUGUGGAGCUGCACCCGGGAGCCUCUCAAACAGCCUCUGCUCAAGAAGGUCCUGGCCCACGAUGAGCUUUCCCAAGAGGCCUGCCUCGUCUUCCUCAAUGUGAUGAAGUAUAUGGGUGACUACCCGUCCAAACGGGUGCGGUCUGUGAAUGAACUCACCGAUCAGAUCUUUGAAGGAGCGCUGAAGGCAGAGCCGCUGAAAGAUGAAAUCUUCUGUCAGAUUCUCAAACAGCUCACCGACAAUCACAUCAAGUACAGUGAGGAGAAAGGCUGGGAGCUUCUGUGGCUCUGUACUGGUCUGUUUCCUCCCAGUAACAUCCUCCUGCCUCAUGUCCAGAAGUUCCUCCAGGCCAAGAAACACUAUCCUCUGGCCCCAGACUGUAUGCAGAGAUUACAGAAAGCCUUACGUAAUGGAUCCAGGAAGUAUCCUCCUCAUCUGGUGGAGGUGGAGGCCAUCCAACAUAAGACCACACAGAUCUUCCACAAAGUUUACUUCCCUGAUGACACGGAUGAGGUUUUUGAAGUGGAGUCGAGCACCAAAGCCAAAGACUUCUGCCACAACAUCUCUGGACGACUGAUGUUUAAAUCCUCUGAGGGCUUCAGUCUGUUUGUGAAGAUCACAGACAAGGUGAUCAGUGUUCCUGAUGGUGACUUCUUCUUCGACUUCGUCAGACACCUGACAGACUGGAUCAAAAAAGCCCGGCAUGUGAAAGACGGUGUUCUGCCUUCACUCACAUACCAGGUGUUCUUCAUGAAGAAGCUGUGGACCAACACGGUGCCUGGAAAAGACAACAUGGCCGACUCCAUCUUCCACUACUACCAGGAGCUGCCAAAGUACCUUCGUGGGUACCACAAAUGUUCCAGGGAGGAGGUGUACCAGCUGGCAGCGCUCAUCUACCGAGUCAAGUAUGAGGAGGACAAGUCCCACUUCCAAAACAUGCCCAAGAUUCUGAAGGACCUCGUCCCUCAGGACCAGAUGAGACACCUGUCCCCUGACGACUGGAAGAGGUCCAUCAUGUCGGUGUUCAACAAACACUCGGGAAAGACCGCAGAAGAAGCCAAGCUGUCCUUCCUCAAAAUCAUCUACAAAUGGCCCACGUUCGGUUCAGCUUUCUUUGAAGUCAAGCAAACAACUGAUCCAAACUACCCAGAAACCCUGUUGAUAGCCAUCAACAAACAUGGAGUCAGUCUGAUUGAUCCUAAGACAAAGGACAUCCUGACCACUCACCCCUUCACUAAGAUCUCCAACUGGAGCAGCGGUAACACCUACUUCCACAUCACCAUCGGGAACCUGGUCCGAGGCAGCAAACUGCUCUGUGAGACCUCACUGGGCUACAAAAUGGACGACCUCCUGACAUCGUACAUCAGCCAGAUGUUGACCACCAUGACCAAACAGAGAGGUUCCCGCGGCAACAGCAAAUGAAGCUGACCACGGCUUGGACCUGAAUCCACUCAUCUGGGUUUGGGCAAGAGGUUGUUGGUGACCUGUGACCCCCCCCACCCCGUUUGUGUUUAACAAAAAAAUCUGUCCUGUCUUAAAACACCUAUUGCCUUUAAUUGACCUUUGUGUAACCAUGGCAACCAGACAUUUUGUAGGCACUGUACUAGAGACCGCCUGCUCCUCGACCCGUACCCACUGACGACCACAAACAAGUGUUUUCAACGUCUGCGAGUUUCCUCUACGAUCAUCUAAGCUGUAAAUAUGUCAGCAAUGUCUAGUUCAGAAAGUCCGAUUCUAGUCAGAUACUAGUUUCCUUUUCUUUUCAGUGAGAAUCAUUAGAUUGGAAUUAAAAUAUCGUCAUCCUCAUGGCAUGAUUACCUAACUCAUACGCAAAUGGACAAAAGUAUGUGGACACGUUGAAUUCAGGUGUUUCUGUUCUAACAGGGGUCUGGGAUACGAAACAAUAACG